This is a messenger RNA of Lindgomyces ingoldianus, 834 nucleotides long. RefSeq lists its product as uncharacterized. Bases 73 to 684 code for a protein of 203 amino acids. The record is from RefSeq and is a predicted model, not a curated record. The transcript is spliced from 3 exons. NCBI's taxonomy places the organism in Eukaryota, Fungi, Ascomycota, Dothideomycetes, Pleosporales, Lindgomycetaceae.
UUCCGACCACUUCCGCUUUCCAUAUCUACAACCCUUAGUCCCAUUCCCCUCUCCCCAAAUAUUAUCGCUUAAAUGGCCUGGGCUCACACUACACGCCUUCCUAUCCUAAUCUGGUGUCUCUGGGCCUUCCCUUUCACCAUCUGGGACACCUUAUACCUCCUCCUUCGACCCCACAGCCUCCCAGGCCAAAAAUGGCACGACUCCUACUUCUCCCACGUCUUUGCAAUAUGGGCAUCUGUCGACCACAUAUACGGUGAAGAAGGCUGGCGUAAUAAGAGCGGCUUUGUUCUUGCUCAAAGUGCGAUUAACGUGACAGAAGCUACGCUCUACAUGGUGUAUAUCUGGAUCAUCUUGCGAUCUGGAAGCCAAAUUUCGGCGUCGAAGUGGCGGAUUGGCGGGAGGACCGGAGCUUGGGCGGUGUUAGUGGGUGAGGUUGCAGGUUGCGUUACGGCGACCAAGACGGCUAUGUACUUCAUGAGGGAGUGCUUCUCGGGGUUCAAGUACACAGGCCAUAACGAUUGGAGGCCUUUUCUUGUGACUUGGGGAGGCAUGAAUUUGCUGUAUAUUUCGACAUCGAUGUAUAUGAUCUGGACGUUUAGUAAUGACAUCUUAAACGGGCUUGAACGAGCAUCGAUGGCGAAUAGUCGGGAGAGCCAGCCAUCUAAGUAUAAGAAAGGAGGAUAAGUGUUGCACCCACAAUCUUCAUAAAGAAGCGCUGGAAGCAGCUAAGUACGGAGGUAUGUUUGUUUGCCUAGGCAGCAAGAAUAUGCCGAUGGAACCACGCACGCACUUAUCUCAUACCUUAGGCAAUCUUAGCAAAAAUCUUAAGAGAAA